Mercenaria mercenaria is the source of this 4328-nucleotide messenger RNA. RefSeq lists its product as uncharacterized. Bases 1054 to 3021 code for a protein of 655 amino acids. Lineage: Eukaryota; Metazoa; Mollusca; Bivalvia; Venerida; Veneridae. Gene Ontology annotation, cellular component: cytoplasm. The record is from RefSeq and is a predicted model, not a curated record. The transcript has 10 exons. Gene Ontology annotation, molecular function: acid-amino acid ligase activity.
AUGGAUACAAAGUCUGAUAAAAAAAAUCGAAAUGUUCAUCAUUUUCUUCUUGUUCAGUGAGAUUGUUUUUAAUCUGAGCCAUAGAUUAUUUAAGAAAGCCAAUUAGACAGAAUGUCUGUGAACGACUUAACUUUCCCAAUUAAAGCAUCUUAAACGCAGUGCCCUGAGAAGUUUUUCUGUGAAACAGAAACCCUGCAUUUCGUUUGUUUGCAAGAAAAAGGGAGUCAUAUUUUCUCAGCAAUAGAAUUAUUUUAGAUACAACUAUACCUAUAUUAGACACGUGGCUACAGUACCACUUGCAGGGCGUUCUUAAUGUUUCUUAUAAAUGUUUAAUUACAAUGUGUAGGAAGUGUUACGUUCGAACAACUCUUAUUGCGGGUAGAUUAUACACGCAUCUUAACUAGACAUGUAUUUUAAAUAAACCAGGUAGUGUUACACUGAUUCUCUAUUUUUAGUUUAGCGCUAUUUCAGUGCAAUAAAGUUGGUAUGAUAAACAAUAUAUAUGUAUAUUAUGUGUUUGGUUUACGUCAUUACUGGAAGAGUGAGACAACGUCCACUUUCUGUGAUAGAUGAAACUUUACAUAUUGAACUUCGUCCAUCUACAUGUGCUCGGUUGACUAUCUAAACAUUACAAAAUGGAGCUAACGUGGUACCCAAAAUUUAGUUUAGCGCGAGAGACGCGGAUUCAGCUGGACGUUGGAAAUACGGAAAAUAUCACUAGUACAGUUGGGGCCGAUUAACAAUAUUUUGUAGAACAAAACAUAUGCCAGAUAUAUUAGAAUGCGACACUGAGACUGGAAUCUAUAACAGCGUUGUCUAGGUAGUCUAGUAUCAUACACAGUUACUACAUGUUUCAGGGAAAUGUAGUGUUACAAGUAUUUGAUUAAGCUAUAAUCCAGGUGUAUCUUGACUAGCGACGAACAAUAAAGUAAACUGAUAUACUAGACAAUCGGCUUACAUAGUUUAUCAUAGUAAUGGAUUCUAUAACUUAAAUUCACAUGCCUACCACGUGAAUAGAGCUUGCUCAAAUUACCGGUGUUAAAAUUCCCCAGAAUGGAAAUACUGGAUAAGUUCAAGCUGUGUGGAUUGAUUAUUGGCGGAUGUUUGUUACUCAGAUGGGCUUAUCAGCUCUGUAUACUAGGAUAUAUACUCCCGGAUAUGUGUCUUUUAUUUGGACUGGUACCGCUACUUCUCGUAUUGGACAUUGUGCGACUUCGGCCGGGAAAAUGCCACCAAUUACACGGUGUUUUGUUGCAAUACGUCGUCCAGAAAGCUCUUUCAUUGGUUGGAUUCUUUGUUAGCAGAAAGCUUGACUCAAUGAGUGAAAAUAUCCAAGUUCAUCAAGAUAUAUUGCUUCGAAAGAUUUUAGAACAAAAUUCAGACACCGACGUUGGAAAGAUGAUAGGUAUUGAUAAGGUAGAAAGCGUAAAAGACUUUCGAACAAUGAUUCCCUUAACGGCUUACCACGUGUAUGAAAAAUUCGUUAAUAAGAUAGAAGAAAACGGAAGCGAGAAUGUAUUCUUCCCUGGAAAAGUCGAUUACAUAGCAUGGACUUCAGGUACGUCUGCUGGAAGAAGUAAGAAAUUUCCAAAAUCUAUUUCUAUUUUACGACAGACUAGUGCAAAAUGGCUACUUUUAGCUCAAAGGUGUUUUACAAAUUUGCCAAGAAAUCACUUUAUUCGCAAGUGGCUGGCGGUGAGGUGCGCGCCAAACACCUGGCGUUCUAAAUCUGGAAUAAGGUGCGGACCUAUUUCAGGAUUAGCCUCAAAUUACUCUCUGAAUUUUUACGUCGUUCCAGAUAUUGCAAAGGAUUUUAAAGACGAAGAAACAGUGAUUUAUGUAAAUCUUGUGUUUGGUUUAAAAUACCCAGAUAUUUGCAACUUAUUUUUUUCGACAGCGCAGAUGGCGCUUUCAUUUUUCCAAAUUCUAGAACGAAAAUGGGAACAUAUUUGUGACGAUAUAGAAAGCGGAACACUUUCUGACAUUCAGAAUUUAUCAACAAAUGAAGUAAAUAUUUUGACUCAGUCAUUGGGUGGGAGAGAUGCCAAGAGGGCGGAGUUUUUAAGAAAUGAGUUUGAAAAGGGAUUCAUAGGAAUAGUUCCAAGAGUUUGGCCAGAUUGCCCAGGGUUGUUCUGUUUGGCAACUGGUUCAUUUCAAACACAGGCAGACGUUGUCAGGGAACGCUAUUUAGGGUCUGUGCCUAUCUUUUCACCAUUCCAUGCUGGCACAGAGUCAUUUUAUGGCAUAAAUCUUCAUCUUGGAGAACCGGAAGUGACGUAUACUUUCAUGGUACCAUUCAACUAUUUUGAAUUCAUUCCAGUCGAACAUAUUGAAGAUGAAAACCCUGAAACUCUACUAUGUAAUGAGCUUAGAGUUGGCGGCGUAUACGAGUUAGUAGUGACAACGUGGGAAGGACUGUAUAGAUACAGAACAGAAGAUAUAGUGGAAAUUGUGAGUUUCUAUGGAACAAUUCCGCGCUACAAAUUCGUAAGACGGAAGAAUGACGUACUCAGUGUUAAGACAGAACAUGUCCCGGAAACUUUAGUUUCUCAAGCAGUGAGGACGGUAGCAAAAAUGUGGAACAAACAAAUCGUUGACUUCGUCACCACGGAAAACAUAUAUGUAGAUAAAGUAACAGGUGAUCUAUCUGAACAGCGUUACUACAUGGUAUUCCUAGAAAUACAGCAUGAUGACGUCCUUACACAGAAGGAAAGUGAAAUGGUUGAUGUCCACUUACAAAAACUCCAUGAGAUGUAUGGAAUGUUUCGCACGAGCGGAAGUCUUCAAGCACUGAAGAUUUUUCAAGUGCGUUGUGGAACAUUUCAAUGUAUGGGAUCUCUGAUUCGUGCAGUUAACAUGGCCACGUCCUUUAUGCAGUACAAACUACCGAGAAUAGUACGGCGCAAGGAAUUAGUACAAUAUCUUUUAGACAAUAGACUAAACAUUACGGAAAGUAGUCCCCUAUUCAUCAGUGACGACACACCUUUUACGCCUAGGAUAGCAACAGAGAAAUUAGUCUGACAGUAGUGAAAUCUGCUUACUAGUAUGUCCACCAGUUUACAUGAUGACUUACCGGUCUGUUAUAUAUAAAUAAAUAAAUGACAGUUUUCAAUGUUUUACUCAGAAACGUACUUAUUAAUUUGUUCAGUAAAUAUAAAACUGUAUACAGCGGUAUAUCAUGAUACAGAUAUUGUCACGGACGACAAAACAUAAUGGCUGUGACUAAAUUCAGAGUUGGUGCACCUGUUAUAUAUUACAGACUCCGGUACAUACCGGAUUAACUAAAUUUGAAAGAAAAUAUCUUAAAUGUAUAUAUUUUGUAACCAUGGUGAUACUAAAUCUAAUCUCUAGUCAGUAUGUUAUGCAUUUGAUACUCUAAAUGCGUGCGGACAUGCAAAAAAAUGAGUAAUUUUGCCGUGCGCUCCAAUGGAUAAUAAUUCCGCGCAGGCGCAGAACGGCUGCACCAACUCUGCAAUGAGAAACAUUCAAACAUAACAUCCUUGUUAAUAUUUAUUACAAUUUCAAUGUUUUACAGUUAAACCAUGUUGGAAAGGAUUAACAGAUGUAUAAUACUUCCCUGUGUAAUAUAAUCCAUAUUAUCUACCCUUAACAACCCUUCAAAGUUGUGUCCCCCAAAAACAUUUGGAGGAGAACGUUUUUCAAAUAACUUGCCAAAUUUGUGUCCCAUAAUAGGAAUUUAAAUCAAGACUUUUUAGAGAAGGUCUACUUUCUUUCGUUUUUCUGUCCCUGUCAUGAAUAAGAUGAGAACACUCAAUCUUUUUUUGUGAAAUAGAAAGUUAUACAUAUUAUAAAGUAAGUUUUGUUUGUUUGUUUGUUUUGGAUUUUACGCCGUCUUUCAACAGUAUUUCAAUUAUGUAACGGCGGACAGUUAACCUAACCAGUGUUCCUGAGUUCUGUACCAGUACAAACCUCUUCUCCGCCGCAAGUAACUGCCAACUUUCCCACUUUAAUCAGAGGUGGAGGACGAAUGAUAUCAUACACAAUGUCUUUUAUCAAAUCGUCACGGAGAACAAACGCCCCGCCCGGGGAUCGAACUAACGACCCUUCGAUUCGUAGAUCUGCGCUCUCCCUAUUGAGCUAAGUGGGCGGGCUCUGUAAAGUAAGUAAUUGGUGGAUUCUUGGGUAUUCACGCCAGAAAAUCCGCCUAUGACGAGAAAAAUAACACAAAAGAAAAAUAUAACCGGAUGUAAAACAUUUUUUCUGUUCUUGUUUUAAUUUUUCCCUUGUUCUAAUUCGUGCAUAGCCAUGAAUGUAAGAAUUCUAUAAAAAAAAAAUAAAAUAUACUGAACACCAGUAAAAACACAAAA